Vanessa tameamea is the source of this 1863-nucleotide messenger RNA. Its product is annotated as sorting nexin-8-like. The coding region runs from base 413 to 1333 and encodes 306 amino acids. Gene Ontology annotation, cellular component: early endosome membrane. Gene Ontology annotation, molecular function: phosphatidylinositol binding. The record is from RefSeq and is a predicted model, not a curated record. NCBI's taxonomy places the organism in Eukaryota, Metazoa, Arthropoda, Insecta, Lepidoptera, Nymphalidae. Gene Ontology annotation, biological process: intracellular protein transport; early endosome to Golgi transport. The transcript has 7 exons.
AGUUUAUCAUUUGAUAAUAUUUCCGGUUUCCGGACGUGGCAACUUUUCCAAACAAGAAAAACAAGUUUUUGGCACAAUGGAAAAUUGCUUAAACUUUUUGUGACUAUUUUCAAUAAAAAUUGUUUUACUAGUGUGAAAUAAACAAAAAUAUCUGUCUAAUGUUUACAGUUGUACCGUAUGGGAAAUAUCGCAAGAAGAGAGCUUAGAAGUCGAUACUGAAUACGAUUUACGUUUGGCGAAUAUUUUAAUAAAAUAUAAAUUUAUGUAAAAUACUUUUCUAAUAUGACACAUAAUAUUGAAGAAGUAACAUUUGAAGAAUUAGAAGCAACAGAUGUUAUAUCAGUAGAGUUGGUUCCGGAGCGUAAGGGACUUAUUUUAAAACAUUGUGAGUAUUAUGUAAGCUCAAGACGACAUGGUACAACUGUUACAAGACGAUACAAUGAGUUUGUGCAGCUCUAUGAUGUCUUAUAUGCCAAGUAUCCUUAUCGUGUGUAGCUUGCCUCCUAAACGUGUGGUUGUUGGAGGUGGUAGUCCACUGUUCCUACAGCGUCGUCGUGCAGCAUUACAGCGUUGGUUAACGCUAGUAGCAAGACAUCCAGUGCUUGCCCAUGAUGCAGAUCUUAGGACAUUCUUAUGUGAAACAUCUCCAAGAUUAGACAAACCCAAACACGAUGAGUUCAUACUGGCGGGUACACAAGAAGAUAAUGCAGGUGAUUUGAGUACAGAUGAGAUGCAGGAAUCAUUCGUAUCAGAGCAAGAGCAACUUCGAUUAGCGCACUUGGGCUUAGGAAGACUCUUCAAAAUUUUCGAGAAAGUCGAAGGCCGCUGCGAUGCCGAGCGUACCGAUAUACGGGAAUUGGGGGCUGCAUUGAACGCGCUCUCCUCCCCAGCUGUUGCGGACACCGCAAGAUGGUCGCGCAUGAGAGAUGCGAUGAAAGCCGCCGCCGAACUAGCAAUAGAAACGGGCGAGACUCAGCUCGAGGUGACGGAAGAGGAGGCGAUGGACGGCAUGUUGCUGGCGCUUGACGCGGUGGGCGCCUACCGACAGCUGUGCUCGCGACUGACGCGCGGCCUGCACGCCGAGCGCGCCGCCGCCGCCGCCGCCGCGCCGCAGUGCGCCGCCGCCCGCGCGCUGCGGGCUCGCCACCGGUACGCGCUGCGCUGCGCUGUCGAGGAGGCUCGGAUAGCUCGAGUCUACGCUCUCUCAGCGUUGGAAUUACUUCCUGAGCUUUUGCGCACAUUGGGCACAGCACAUGCGCGGGUAGCAGCUGUAUGGGCAGACUUACAUACCGCCUUACGACAUCCAAAUUCCAAACAAACUGCAAGAGAUUAAAUAUAUAUUGUCUAAAUGAUCAAUGUCAUGAUAUUAAUUCAAAAAUAUCAAGUCAAUCUUGAUGUCCAGAGAUAUUAUUGAGUGAUACCUAUAAUAUUAUCUUAAAUGUUAUUUCUUCAAUUUAAUGUGUAGUUAUGCUUAGUAUAAGAUUUAAUUAUUUUAUAUGAAUUUGGCUGGUGCACUGGUAACAGUUUACAAUUACUUUUACGAUGGAUGAUCAUUCCAACAUCCUAAUCUUGUCACUGACUUACAAAAGGUCUAAUAAACUAUACUAAUCUACUAAAUAUGAACACCUUUUGUAAUGAUAGCCCCUUAUUUGGUAUUUAAUGAAUGGACUAUGAUGUUAAGUAUAAGAUAAGUAUUUCUAAGAUAGAAAAGGAGAAGCGGUAGAUCUGAGGAUAGUAAUGCAUUAUGUACAUUACGCUGCACCUGCACCGGUAACACGUGUAAACUGUUAUCUGAGCUUUCAUCUCUGGUAUAAUAUAUAUGUAUCAUAGUAAUCUCAAUAAUUCUCGAUUAUAUAUUCAUAG